Molecule: messenger RNA, 586 nt
Organism: Elgaria multicarinata webbii
Lineage: Eukaryota; Metazoa; Chordata; Lepidosauria; Squamata; Anguidae
Gene: TIMM8B
Product: translocase of inner mitochondrial membrane 8 homolog B
Exons: 2
Coding region: 112-366 (84 amino acids)
Source: RefSeq, a predicted model, not a curated record
GAGGGAACCCGCCUCGCCUCGCCUCGCCUCGCCUGGCCGGCUGGGUGCGGCCCUGAGGAGACCCUCCGGAAGGGAAGCAGGCAGGCAAGCAGGCCGGCAGGACCCUUCGCCAUGGAGGAUGUGGGGAGGGAGGCCGACGUCUCCGAGCUGCAGCGCCUGGUGGCGGCCGAGGAGCAGCGGGCCCGGCUCACCGCCCAGGUUCACAACUUCAUGGAAGUUUGCUGGGAUAAAUGUGUCGACAAACCAGGCUCCAAGCUAGACUCCAGAACGGAAACCUGUCUGGCCAACUGCGUCAACCGCUUCAUAGACACAACGCUGUCCAUGACCAAUCGCUUUGCACAGAUAGUCCAGAAAGGAGGGCACUGACGACUGCAAAGAGGUCUAUUUUAUUUUAGUCAGCGGACUUAACAGUAACCCAUCUUUCUUGGAUCCCUGCUUGGUCAGAAGUUCUACCUCAGUGCAGAAAUAGUUGACCAGCCACUUAUGCAAGUCUGUAACUGUUCUUUCCUGAAUGGCAUUGAACUGGGUCAUGUAGAACAACCUGCACUACAUGCAGGCUAAUAAACCGAGAAGAGUUGUCUAAGCA